This is a messenger RNA of Notechis scutatus (mainland tiger snake), 2598 nucleotides long. RefSeq names its product harbinger transposase derived 1 (gene HARBI1). NCBI's taxonomy places the organism in Eukaryota, Metazoa, Chordata, Lepidosauria, Squamata, Elapidae. The record is from RefSeq and is a predicted model, not a curated record.
CCGCCUUGUGGCUUUCCCGGCACUGGGAAGAAAACCUGGAAUCGACGUUUUUGACUCCUUCGGGCUAAUCCUAGGAUGGGGAGAAAGAGGUGAACGUGGAAGGCUGUUUCUUCUCCCCCACGACAUACUUUUUUUUUUUCCUGGAUCACAUAACCUUCACAGCCUUAGACAUUCUGGAGAAGGCAGUCCCUAACGCCGACUUUCAGUCCUCCUAAAUGACUUCCAAGCAAAUCCUUCCUUAACCCUGACAAGAGCCCUUAGGUAGGGGCUAAGGGCGAUUGAUGCAAUGCUUCGUACUUCAAAGCGUUCUCUUACGCAACUUAGCUGAUUGCUGUUUGGGCCGCUCAUUUCAAAGUCAAUACAGAGAAGGAAGAUAAAUCUAUUAUGGCUAUUCCCAUAGCAGUUAUUGAUUGUGACCUCUUGCUAUAUGGACGUGGACAUAGGACACUGGAUCGCUUCAAGCUGGAGGAUGUUACUGAUGAAUAUCUUGUAUCUAUGUAUGGAUUUCCACGUCAGUUCAUUUAUCAUUUGGUGGAUCUUCUAGGUGCCAAUCUUUCUCGUCCUACUCAACGAUCCAGGGCUAUCAGCCCAGAGACACAGAUUCUCGCUGCAUUAGGUUUUUAUACUUCUGGCUCAUUUCAGACACGCAUGGGAGAUGCUAUUGGCAUUAGCCAAGCAUCUAUGAGUCGCUGUGUUGCCAAUGUUACUGAUGCCUUGGUGGAAAGAGCCUCUCAGUUUAUUCAUUUCCCAGAGGAUGAAGUGUCAAUACAACAUAUGAAAGAUGACUUUUAUGAGCUGGCAGGUAUGCCAGGUGUACUAGGAUUGGUGGAUUGCAAUCAUGUAGCAAUAAAGGCACCCAAUGCUGAGGAUUUAUCGUAUGUGAAUCGAAAGGGCCUUCAUUCUUUAAACUGCCUGAUGGUGUGUAAUGCCAGGGGAAAGCUGCUAAGUGCGGAAACACAUUGGCCAGGAAGUCUGCAGGACUGCACUGUGCUUCAGCAGUCAGCUCUAAGAAACCAAUUUGAAGCUGGUAUGCAGAAAGAUGGCUGGCUACUUGGUGAUAGUUCUUUCUUUCUUCAUACCUGGCUAAUGACUCCUCUGCAUAUUCCUGAAACACCUGCAGAAUACAGAUAUAAUAUGGCACAUUCAGCAACUCAUAAUAUUAUUGAACGAACAUUCAGAACACUCCAGGCUCGGUUCCGUUGUUUGGAUGGAUCAAAAGGAACAUUACAGUAUUCUCCAGAAAAAGCAGGUAACAUCAUCCUCGCUUGCUGCGUCCUUCAUAAUAUCUCUCUGGAGCAUGGGAUGGAUAUAUGGUCUUCCUCAUAUUUGGAACAAGUGGAACACCCAGAGGAAGAAUUUGAGCACAUGGAAUCUCUUGACUCUGAAGCUGACAGAGUUCGCCAGGAAUUAUUGCUUACACAUUUUAGCUAACCAAAUUUGAGAAUAUCAAGUUGGUUUUAAGAAAAAAGAUAGAAGGAAACAUAGUUUGAGUUUUUUAUAGAAUUUGUCAACAGGACUAUAUUAUUUAUCAGUACUUCGCAAAAAUAACAUAUUGAAUGUGUGCAUCUCUAAGUAUUUUAAUUUUAUUGCACAUGUUGUAUCUAUGAAAUACAUGGCUGUCUUCAAUGUCCAUCUUUAUUUUUAAAAAAACAAUGAAAAUAUAUAGUAACAUGCAAUCUAAUAGGUUUAUUUUUCUGAUAAAAUCCUUUAUUUUGAAGUUUUGCAAAAUGUGAAAUUUUGUUUUCUUUGAAAUUAAACUAAAAACAAUUUUAGUUAUCAACUGUAUUUGUGUAAAAUAACAUUUGUGUUGAAAUAUGGUAGAGUUCUCAAAAGAUGUGUCGCUUCAAGAUUCAUAUUCUCUUACACUAGCAUCUUGGAAUCACCCUCAAGAGUGUAGGUCACAAGGAUUAUAUCAAGAAAUAUUUCAUAACUUGCUUCUCCCACCAUGUGACACCUGUGAGCAAAUCUGAAUACACCUUAAACUACUUUGAUAAUUGCCAAAAAUCUUUGUGAACAAAAAAGGCAAAUUUAGAUCUAAUCAGCAUCAAAAGAAAUAUAAUUUUUGAAGCACGUAGAGAAAUCUCACUUUAUUUUGCAUUGGCCAGAUCUCAUCUUGACUACUAUGUCCAGUUCUGGCAGUGCAUUUUAAGAAAAAACUUGAGAAAUUGAAAAGGUUCAGAGAAGCACAGCAAGAAUGAUCAGAUGACUAGAAAUUAAAUCCAUUUUUUUGAAUUUAAAUGCAAUUUUAAGAGUGGGAAAUGUUACCCAAGACAUGAUUCAACCCUUAGACCUGGGGUGUCAAACUUGCAGCGUCAUGUUGUCAUCACGUGAUGUAUUGUGACUCUCCCUUUGCUAAAACGGAGAUGGGCAUGACCAGCGCAUGAUGCAUCUGGCCUGUGGGCCGCAAGUUUGACCUUCCUGCCUUAGUCAUCUGUCACAGGUGCUUUAAUUUAGAUUCCUGACCUGCAUACUUGACUAUAAAUGGUUUGUUUUAGUUCACUGAUUCUGUAACUAACUAGCAAAUCCAGAUCAUGUAACCAACUAUUAAACUUAAAGCCUGUGGUUAAUUGGGCUAAGAAUGUGGAUGGUCCUAAUUUA